CUCAAUCGCAGCAUACACAAUUCAUUAGUCGCCGCCGUAAAUCUUUGGAAAAUUAACAAAAAGUUUGGUAUAUUGGCAAGUAAUUCCAUUAAAAAUUGGUGCAAUGCAAGAAGGCGAAGUCGAUAAUCUUGUAGAGAAUGAAAGAUCAACUGGAAAUGAACGGGAAAUUGGCGAUUUUCAUAUGCCUGAACAAACAGACGCCUCCUCAAUGGCUAUACAACAGCAGCAGCAGUCUAUGAAUGAAGCUUCUGCUGCAGUGUCUAUGUUGACGACAACAGAUGCAAUGACUUCGCAGUCUAUGAUGGUGACAACAACAGCGGCAUCGAAUACAACGGCCGCAAGUAGUGGCAACGAAGGAGUUAUUGGCAUAGAAGCUGACAAUGGUGCCGACAAAGGCGAUGACAGCGACGUGGCUGAUGAAGAUGGUGAUGAUGAGACUAAAGAAAACUACGAGGGCUUCAAUGGCACGGGACGCAAUAUCACCCUACAGACUCUGAUGAGCGCCAACGUGUUGCAGCCGGGCAAAUCAGUAAUGACCAUUGAAUAUUUGGGCCAAAAAUUUGUCGGUGACCUUUUGCCUGAUGGCAAAAUAAAGUCUCAAGAAACUGAAACGGUAUUUCUAACACCCAGUGCUUGGGCAAUGAACUGCAAGCGCAUCAUAAAUCCCGAAAAGAAGAGUGGUUGUGGAUGGGCUUCAGUGCGUUAUAAAGGCAAGAAAUUGGAUGCGUUCAAAAAUAAUUGGUUGCGAAAAUGUGCACUGCAAAAGGACUCUGUAUCGGAAGAUAUGGAUAUGGAUGCAGAUAAGAAAUGUGACUCGCCAUUGUCAGUGGUAAAACGUACCGUUUUUCAACACAAUACCAUCACAAAUCGUAAUGUUAUGCAUGAUGCAAAUAUGCUAAUAGAAGCCGUGCCAUUUACAACAGUGGGCAAAUUACAGCCAUUCCUCUUGACUAUAAACUCGUCAGCCUUGUUAUUGGCUGAUUUUCAUUCCCAUUUAACAAUGCACGAGGUAUGUGGUUAUUUAGGUGGAACCUGGGACAUAAACUCGCAUACUUUGGCAGUCACUAAGGCCUAUCCUUGCCGCAACACACGCUUUGAUCGUUCCAAAGCAGCUGACAUAGAACGUGAUAUACAGAAAAAUAUGCUCAAAGACCAGUUGUUGCUAGUCGGUUGGUAUCAUUCACAUCCAAAAUUUCAAGCAGAGCCUACUUUGCGAGAUUGUGAUGCCCAGUUGGACUAUCAAAUUAAGAUGAGAGGUGCUUCGGAUGCCACCUAUACGCCUUGUGUAUCAUUAAUAAUAUCCCCUUAUUUUGAUGAAAAUCCCACUCUAGAAUCGGUUGUAAAAUCUAUUUGGGUUUUGCCGCCUAAUGAAAAUAAGCAGGCCUUGGAAUAUGGCCGCCCUAUGCUAAUGCAGUACUCUGUGUUGCCCGAUAAGGAAGUCCCAGAGGAAGUUCGUUCUGAGAUACAGUCUUGUGUGGACUAUUACUCCCAGUUUCGUAAUGAGGUCGUUCGUUUCCAGAAUAUUUACAACGAUGAUGUGACCUUUAUAGAAAAGCUAAAAAAUACCUUAUAUCCCAAGUUUCCUAUGAAACAAAACGAUAAGGCUUUGUGGAAUUGGAUUUGUGCUGUAUUGGGUUGUGAACAGGAAGACGAUUUCAUUCCUCCGAAAACAAUUAAAAUAAUCGAUGUCAAGGAAGAGACGCCUAAAUUGGCGCCAGAUGCAAAGAUUGAACUAAAGCCGGAGGAGGAACAAAAGUCUGAUGAUACUUUAGCUAAGCAGAUAAGUGCUGCGGAGGAAGCCCUUAGAGUGGCAGAAGAGCAGCAACAACAAGCCGAGCAAAAGGCAAGUGAGCUGAAGGUUCUGUCAUUGCAGGAGCAAUUAUGUCUGCCUUCAGGCUUAAAUAUGAAUCCAGUACGUAUGCUGUCGCCUUUGGCUACUCCCAAUCCCACUGCUGGUGUGGCUGCUACAACUACAACUAGUGCUACGGGCAUUGCCCCUAUCAUUGCACCGCUGACACAACCCCCUACCCCAGCCGUUACUGCAGUUCCGGCCUCAGCACUUAUGCCACCUAUGCCUCCCGUAAUACCUACCAUACCGCCUGCGGCUGUUACUAAUUUGCCUGUGGCAUCGCCCAGAGACAGUCCCAUUACAAUCCCCUCAAAUUCUGCAUCACCAGCUAAAUUUGAGCUGCCAGUGCGAGCUUCGCCCUCACCAGCUAAGUCUGACACUUCUUCGCAUACAUCCAGAACUAGGAACUCGCCAGCACCUAGUCCAGGUAAAUUCAGCAUAAGUGAUAUUGCUCGAAAUAGUCCCAGCAUAACGCCCACCAACAAGUUUGACCCUUCAGCUGGCAGUUUGGUGCCACCUUCUGGAACUUCUUCGUCAGUUUCACAUAAUUUGCCAACGGCCAAUGAUCUAAUGGCUGCGAGUUUGGCCCAAUUGGCUGGCCAAUUGCCACCGAACUUUCUGCAAAGUGAUUUGGCAGCUUUGUUCCAACAACGCAAAGAGUAUGGCAAUACUUCUCUCAAUCAAUUAGCAGCCGCAGCAGCUAAGGUUGGUGGAGGACAAUCGAAUCAGAGCAAAGCACAAAAUACCCCAGCCUCGUCGACGGUGUCUGCGGCUGCUAGUGGCAUGCCCGACUUUUCUGAUCCCAAUGUGGCCGCUGCCGUAGCGGCCUACUCACAGCAAUUUAAUAUGCCUCGGUUGCAGGAUAUGUUGCCGCAAGCUCCAGCACCAGCUCCCGCACCAGCGCCAAGCAAAUCGAAAUCGGAGAGAUCUUCAAAAUCAUCCUCGUCUUCAUCAUCUUCGUCCUCAUCAUCGAAUAGCUCGAAUUCUUACAAAACGAAACUUAUGAAGGAAUUGGACGAAUUCAAAAAUGACCCACUCAAGAUGUCUGAAUUGAUACGGUCACCGGAAUAUGCAGCUCUUUUGCUGCAGCAGGCCGAAGCUCUGGGAGCUACCACCUUGGGCACAUUGGGAUUCGGGGCUGACUUUAGCUAUUUAGCCGGUGCCGCUGGUUUGACACCCGCGCCAUCGCAAGCGAGCAAGAGCAAAAACUCUUCGGCUGCUGCUGCGGCAGCAAAUGCGGCGGCUGCAUCAGCAGCAGCCUUAUCCGCUGACUACAACAAUCUUCUCCAGUCCUAUUCGUACUUGCAGCAACAGUCGAAAACCAACGACUUGAAUGCCUUCCUGCAACAGCAGAUGACAGCAGCCGCUGCCGCUGCGGCCAUUAGCGUGCCGCCUUCAGUUUCACCGAGCACAUCAAAGAAACAACAGCAGCAACAACAGCAGCAGCAACAGCAACAACAACAGCAACAAAUGCAUGCAGACUAUACAACUCUCUUGCAAACGUAUUCAAAACUCUUCGAUCCAUCGAAUCAAUUUUCUGCUCUCACAGGAAAAGGAGGUCCCACUCCUCAUGAGUUAUCAGCCCUGCUAACAGCUGGUAUGGCUGGAGCUGGUGGUGGUGGCGGCGGGCCCACGACAUCCUCCUCAUCUUCGGCAAAACAGAAACACAAAGAAGCCCAGCAACAAUUGUCGCAACAAACCGACAUGUUGAACCAGUUGUUACAGUCGGAAAAACAGCAGUCCGACUUGAACGCUUUGUUGUAUCAUCAAAAUAAGGCAGCCGCCGAUUUAAAUGCUCUCUUUGCACAACCCACUUCAGCACCACCAUCAUCGAAUACACCGUCAUCCUCAAAAUCUGGUGGAGGCUCUGGACCCAAUUCAACAGGUGCCCCCUCGCCCCUAACAGAUCCUGCUGCUGCUUAUUACAAUGCCUUGGCUCAAGAGAAAAUGCAAGACUAUGCCGCCUUUUUCCAGCAGCAUCAACAGCAACCGGGCAAAUUUGGUAUACCCGAUCCUUUGGCUAAGUCCACACUGGCAGCGAAUAAUCUAUUCAUGUCGCCGUCGGCUUUGUUGAAAAUUCAACAGGAGUCCCUGAAUGCCAUGAUGAUGAAACCUCCUAAAUCGACAAGUUCUUCAUCUAGAAAUCGAGAAUCGUCAGCCUCGCCGGCACUGGAGCGCUUAACACCAACCAAAUCUGGUGUCACCGGUGGUUCAUCCACGCCCGGUGGUGGCAAAUACAACUUUAGUGCUGUUGACUUGGCCAUUUCGAGUGUGCCCUCGAACACUCCUUCGCCGGCGCCAUCUGAUGGUAGUAACUCAUCUUCGCAUCGACGUCCAUCGAAUACACCACCUGUAGACUUGACUCGUUUGUAUGGUGAGUUGGCGCCCCAUGGUUCAUUGGCAGCCUUGAGUGCCGGUUUGGGUGCUGCCGGCUUAGCAGGUGUGGGCACCAAAAAGCGUAUGGAAUUUUCUUCAAUUGCUGAUUUGGCUGCUCCACCACCAGCAAAAAUUCCUAAGACUGGCGAUGAUGUUUUAAAUCUAUCCAAUGAAUAAGAAUGCUGCAAACAUGUCAACUUCUCUAAUUUGUACAACCUUUAAGAUUUUAAUUAGUAUUAUCCGUAAGCACUCAAAAUCCAGUAGGGGAUGUUGAAAUGGUACAUCUAGAGUGGGCUUUUCAAGUGCAAUUGCAAGCCCUCUCUUGUUAGAAUUUUGUAGACAAAUGCACUGUACCCAUUCCCCUCUCUCAUAGACGAAGAUCGAAUAUCUACUUUUAGUAGUUUUAGAGUAUUAUCCGUUUAGCUUACCCUCAUAUUUGUUUUAGUGCACCUUCGAUCAAUUGGCCUCUUUUGUUCAAUUUUUGUAUUCUUUUAGCUUUUAAAGCUAUUUGUUUUGGCCCACCUCCUCAACGCAUAGUAUGUAUGGAAAAUCCAGUAUUCGUUUAUAAUUAAUUUUAUGUAUACAAACUUUUUUACUUCUAUUUCUUUCUUUUUUUUUAAUAUAACCAUAAGUAGGAAAGCAGCCUGUUCGUAUUGAUCGUUUUCCUUGAAAAUGUAUUUCACUUUUAAGUAGCAAUAACGGGACAUUUUUAACAACUAUACUACCAUAUAUGUAUAUACAUUCAUAUAUGCUAUUGGUGUGUUAUCAGUAUAUUUCUUUUUUUUUUAAACAAUAAUUUAAAUUUAAAUAAGAGCAAUGAACUAUAAAUAUACUUUACUCAAGCAUAAUUAAAAA
This is a messenger RNA of Stomoxys calcitrans (stable fly), 5080 nucleotides long. RefSeq names its product MPN domain-containing protein CG4751. The coding region runs from base 104 to 4402 and encodes 1432 amino acids. Gene Ontology annotation, cellular component: BRISC complex; BRCA1-A complex. The record is from RefSeq and is a predicted model, not a curated record. Gene Ontology annotation, molecular function: polyubiquitin modification-dependent protein binding; metallopeptidase activity. Gene Ontology annotation, biological process: double-strand break repair. The transcript has 6 exons. NCBI's taxonomy places the organism in Eukaryota, Metazoa, Arthropoda, Insecta, Diptera, Muscidae.